GUUGUUUAUAUCAGUUUCUUUUAAUCAGCAGCAUAUUUGGCGAAUUCAAAUGUGUCCUUGAACGCAUUUCGAGUAAUAACUUUCAGUGGAUGCAGUCAAUAACGUGGCGCCCAUGUUUUGUUUUUCAUUUGUCCGUCCUUACAAUUGGAUUAUUGCUUAAGCGUUCUCUGUUUGAGUCACUUAUCGCAUCAUAUCUUAUAUAUGUUCCUUUUGGAGGAUGGCGGUAUCAGCGCAUAUUCCUAGCGACUGUUUGCAGGGACCUGAUAGGGCUACGAUGCUUAUUUAUGGUACAGUUAAGUACUUAUUGGCUCAUAUGGACAAGGAAAACUUUAGCUGAUAUGUUUAAAUCUACUGUUAGGAGACGAGGAUCGAAUAAAGUUGCUAUUUACUAUGAAGAUCAAGUAUGGACUUUUGGUGCGUUGGAUGCUUAUUCAAAUAAAGUAGCAAAUCAUCUGUUAAAGCAUGGCUUUAAACGGGGUGAUGUUCUACUUCUGUUUAUGAAUUCCUGUCCAUCAUACAUUGGGAUAUGGCUUGGUGCAGCUAAAAUUGGUGUUGCAACAGGUCUCCUAAAUACUAAUCUUUGUAAAGGAUCACUUAUCAACAGUAUUAAAGCACUGAAUGCACGUGGGAUUGUUGUAGGAUCUUUGCUAAACGAAACGUUUGAAAUGGUCAGGGAAUAUGGGGAAUUCUCGUUUGAAUUGAUAUGGAUAGUUGAUGAAAGAAACAGCACUCCAGAAUUCGCUAUUUCAAAUUCAACACCGUCCAAAUAUAGCUGGAAUAUAGCACUUGCUCAGGCUUCACAUUCUGAUCCACCACCACUUCCAAGAACUGAUAAUCACCGUGAACAUUUAAUUUAUGUUUAUACCAGUGGUACCACUGGUUUUCCUAAGCCUGCCAUUAUAACAAAAUUACGAUACACAUUAUUGGCUACUGGUGCCCGCUACUCAUUUGGUAUUAAACACCACGAUAUCAUAUAUAAUCCUCUCCCGUUAUAUCAUUCCGCCGGUGGAAUAUGCGGAGUUGGACAAAUGCUACUGAAUGGUAACACAAUUGUAAUAAGAUCUAAAUUUUCUGCCUCGCAAUACUGGUCAGACUGUGUAAAGUAUAAGUGUACAGUUGCCCAGUACAUUGGAGAAAUAUGUCGUUAUCUUUUGAGUCAACCAGUACGACCUACGGAUAAACAGCAUCACGUAUGGCUUGCGUUCGGCAAUGGUUUACGACAAAAACUAUGGCCAGAAUUUCAAGAACGUUUUAAUGUGAAACAAAUUGGUGAAUUUUACGGGGCUACUGAGUCAAAUGCUAAUAUUGCUAAUAUGGAUAAUAAAUGUGGUGCAGUCGGUUAUGUUUCAAGAAUAAUUGAUGGUAUUUAUCCAGUGUAUAUCAUUAAAAUUGAUCCGAUAACCGAAGAACCGAUUAGAGAUCCAAACACUGGUUUAUGUAUAUUAUGUGGAAAUAACGAAGUGGGUCAAUUGGUUGCACGUAUCAGUUCACGUAAUCCUUCUCGUAUGUUCGAUGGUUAUGUUAGUCGUCAGGAGUCAGAGAGAAAAGUUAUUCGCAAUGUUUUACGUAAAGGCGAUAUGUGGUUUGCUUCUGGUGAUUUGAUGUGUUGUGAUGAGUAUGGCUAUAUUUACUUUAUUGAUCGACUGGGUGAUACAUAUAGAUGGCGUGGUGAGAAUGUGUCCACAGCUGAAGUUGAACGUAUUCUAGAUCAAGCUGUUGGAUCAUUGACUACCACUGUAUACGGAGUAUGCAUUCCUGGGACAGAAGGUAAAGCUGGUAUGGCGGCUAUUGCAUUAGAAGAGUUGAAACUUAGUCCUGAUGAGGAAGAAAAUUUAAUUAGUCGAAUACAUAAAGAAUUCACAGAACACUUACCGCCUUAUGCACGUCCUAUAUUUUUACGGUUGUGUCAACGUCUGGAAAUGACUGGUACAUUUAAGAUUCGUAAACAGGAAGUCAGUCGACUCGGUUUUGAUCCGUGCAUUAAUCCAGGUGAUCAUGUCUACUUUUUAAAUCCACAAACAAAACUUUAUCAACGAUUGAAUCAACAAUUGUUUGAAGAUAUUAAUCAUGGUAAAUUUAUGCUUUAAAAAGCAAGAAUAAAUUCCAUUUGUACACAAACAUACACUCCCAAAUUUUGUUUAUUAAUUUUUCAACUUGUAAGUAUAUAUAUAUUCACAUUUCGCACUAUAUAUCAGAGAUAAGCAUAUUUUAUAUUCGAGUGAGUGUGUUACCUAAUUCAUAUUUACUAUUGUGCCAAUUAAUGCCUUUCCAUUGAUAUUUACUAUCUUGAUACAAAUGUAAAAUAUUAGAUUGAUUCUUAUUCUUCACUUUCGUAUUUGUGUUUCGCCGUUUUUGAUUACACGUGUUUUUGUUUUACACGAAUAAUUCCUACUCUCAAUCAUGUUGGCUGCGCUUGUUCUCUCCGCGUUUGUUCUUCUUUUGCUCCAGUCUACUUUGUGCUUUCUUUCUUUUUUUUUGAAUAAUGGAUAGUAGUAGCACCAGUAAAUUGAGCUGUGGUUGUGCUUAUGUUUCGUUUGCUUAUUUCAUGUCUUACUUCUCGUCGUCUGUUGUACUCUUCUGAAUAAAACAAAACAAAAAAGAAUAGCAGCAAAAUUAAUGCAUACAUUCGUAUACAAUACAAAUUUGAUGGAAUAAUAAUAAUUGAUUAGAUGAAUAAUUAAAAAAAAUAGUCUUUCUUGAAUAUUUAUACUACUUAAUUGUAAAUUUAUUCAGUAUUCCAAAGUUUUACAACAAUUAGAUUAAAUUAUCCAGGGUUAAUUAGUAAGUCUUUAAAUUGGGCAAAAGGGGAGACGAGAAGCCUUCGACUUUAUUUUGUUUUGCAGGCAUAUACGCACACACAUGUGUUUGUUUAUUGUCAGCAUAUAGAUAAUUGCCAGCAUUGUUAUUGUGAUUGUUAUUACUAUUAUUAUUAUUCUUGUUAUUGUUGACAAAAUCACCCACUAUUUAUUUUUGUAUGUCACUUGAUGAUGAUGAUUACUGAUCAGUAUUCGAUUUAAUUUCAUUGUAUAUUUCUUUCUUUACAAUACUACACCCUUCAAGGUGUACACUUUCUCUAUGGCGUUUCUUUUCUUUUCCCCCUCCCCCCUCUCUCUUUCUCUCUUAUGAAGCUUAAUCGUCAGUAGUAGAGAAGUUUUUGUUAACUUAAUUUUAUUGUGUAUUUUGCGUGUGAUUUAAACAAAUAAAUGGAAAUUAUAAAAUAAAGAUUGCAAAUAAGAAGAAUAAAUCGUUUGUUAUUAUGCUUCUGUUUUAAUAUUGGAUGCAUCUUCUUCUUCU
Trichobilharzia szidati is the source of this 3294-nucleotide messenger RNA. The record is from the annotation of a GenBank genome assembly. Lineage: Eukaryota; Metazoa; Platyhelminthes; Trematoda; Strigeidida; Schistosomatidae.